Cordyceps militaris CM01 is the source of this 2166-nucleotide messenger RNA. Its product is annotated as pantothenate transporter, putative. The coding region runs from base 1 to 2166 and encodes 721 amino acids. NCBI's taxonomy places the organism in Eukaryota, Fungi, Ascomycota, Sordariomycetes, Hypocreales, Cordycipitaceae. Gene Ontology annotation, molecular function: pantothenate transmembrane transporter activity. Gene Ontology annotation, cellular component: plasma membrane. The transcript is spliced from 8 exons. The record is from RefSeq and is a predicted model, not a curated record. Gene Ontology annotation, biological process: pantothenate import across plasma membrane.
AUGGAGCCCGUCAAGCGCGCCCUUUGGGGCCCCCCCUCGGCCGAACGCCGCCUCGUCAUCAAGCUCGACUUCACCCUGCUGCCCUACUUUGCCCUCGUCUGGUUCCUCUUUGGCGUCAACCAGGCCAGCUACGGCAGCGCGUACAUUAGCGGCAUGGGCCGCGACUUGCACUUCCGCGGCAACGACUUCAACUACAUGAACACGGUGUACCUGGUCGCCUAUGCCGUCUUCCAGAUCCCCGCCACGAGCGCGCUGACGCUGCUGCGCCCGAAAUGCGUCUUCGUCGCCUGCAAUGUCGUGUGGAACGUGCUGACGCUGGUCACGUACCGCACCUCGCACGUCUACCAGCUCUUUAUCCUGUUUGGUUUUGAAGGCGCCUUUGCCGCCGUCUGCUAUGUCGGCGCUCAUUUCAUCUACGGAAGCUGGUACAAACGAUCCGAGCUCGGCACGCGCACUGCCAUCUUUUGCGUCUUUGGCCACCUCGGCAGCAUGACGGGCGCCUGGAUCCAGGCCGGUCUGCUGGCGUCGCUUGACGGUCGCGGCAGCCUGCCCGCCUGGAGAUGGCUCUUCAUCAUCGUCUCCAUCAUGACCCUCCCCGUCGUUCUCUUUGGCUGGGUCAUUAUUCCCGAUCUGCCGUCUCACAAGGCUGCUUGGUUUCUGACCGAGACGGAGAAGCAGCUGGCCAUUGACCGGCUUGGCCAGAUGAAGAAGCAGGACUGGGACCUCGGUGUCUUUCGACGAGUCUUGCUCUCGUGGCAGUUUUAUCUGCUGCCCUUUAUUUUCAUGUUAUACUCGCUCGCCAUCCAGGCCGUGCGCAACAACGUCCCCCAGCUCUGGAUGAAGUCGCGCGGAUACACGGUUAUUCAGCAGAACAACUAUCCUACUGGCAUCUACGCCUGCGCCAUUGUCAGCACUGUCCUCUACGCAGCCUGGUCCGACCGGAUCCAGUCCCGCUGGCAGCCGUCCCUCGUCAUCGGCGUUACUUUCAUCGUCGGCAGCGCCAUCCUCAUUGCCAACCCCGCCAACGACGGCGCCAUGUUCUUCGCCUUUUACCUGCUCGGCACCAACUACGCGCCCCAGGCGCUCUGGUACUCGUGGAUGACGGACGUCACGGCGCACGACUUCCAGCUACGCGCCAUCACGACGGGCUGGAUGAACUCGUUUGACUUUGCCUUUGUCACGUGGUGGCCGCUGCUCUUCUUCCCCGUCACCGACGCGCCAAACUACCAAAAGGGCUAUGUUGCAAGCGCGAUCACGGGCGCGCUGCUCAUCCCCCUGGUCCUGCUCAUUGCGUACCUGGAGAGGCGCGAUCGCGCGGCCGGCAGGAUUGGCCGCGCGUGUGAGGGGGACGAGGGCGAGCCGGUUCUGCGCGGCUCGGCGGCGGCGAGUGUCGAGAGUGCCGGUGUCGGGCGGGCGGAGGCUGCUACGGCUAAGGCUUUUUCGAAAAACUUGGAACACGACAACCCAAUGGCUGCUACCAUCAAGCUCUACACCAACCACGCCUGCCCUUGGGCUCACCGUGCUCACAUCGCUCUCGCCGAGCUGGGCAUCCCCUUUGAAGAGGAAAUCAUUGACCUCUCCGUCCCGCGCACCGCCGAGUACCUGGCCAUUAACCCGCGCGGCCUCGUCCCCAGCCUGUCCUACAACGGCCACAUUGUCACCGAGUCUGCCGUCGUCGCCCAGUUCCUCGCCGACGCGCACCCUUCGCACCUCGUCCCGACGGCAGGCACGCCAGAGGCGGCGCUCCAGCGCGCACGCAUCAACUUUUUCGUCGACGCCUACUUUACAAAGGUCAACAGCUUGAGCACAAAGGUCGCGUUCGCCAAGACGGACGCCGAGGCCGAAGAGGCCGCCGCCGAGUUUGUCAAGCAGCUCGCCAAAGAGGUUGAGCCGCUGCUGGCCGACGCGGCUCCGUACUUUGGCGGGAGCAAGACCCUCACCCUAGCCGAGGUCCUCACCGGAUCCUUCUUGCUGAGACUCUUUGCCCUGCCCAAGCACGGCGUCGUCACGGACAGCCUCAUCAAGGACCUUCCGACCAAGACGCCCAACUUCUACAAGUGGGCGUCCAAGGUCAUUGAGCACCCUAGUGUCACGGGCAUCUGGGACGAGGAAAGGGUCGUUGCGGGGACGAGGGCGCGUCUGGAGAAGCUCAAGGCGCAGGCUUGA